UAACUAUAUUUGCUCAGAAAAAAUGACCAUGUCACAGGAAAACAUGUAUACUCAAGUGUAAUAAAGGAGGUAGAGUUAACUCCCUUCUGUAAACACCGCCUCCAAUAUACUAGUAAUGGUAUUGUUUAGCUUCAAGACCUUUGUGACGACUACUCAUAGGUAAAACACGUGCACAAAAUCACGUGCUAAACCGAUGUAGAUAGCUGAGUGGUGUUCCCCUGUAGGUACUUAAGCACGUGUAUCGCAUGUCGUCAAAUCAUUUGGUGCGGUCAGCUGCUUUACCUGGGUACCUCGGAUAAGAUGGCUAGGUGUGUUCGUCUCGUUCUCUGCAUGAUCAUCGUUUUAAACGCUGUACGACAGAUUCGUACCCAGACAAAAUGUAGCAGCUUUGUUGUGCUUAGUAAUGAUACCGAGGAGAGUUGCAACCUUGAUCAAAUACAAGACCCCGCAGACGAAAACGAGGCUCAUCGGAUACCAGAAGCCAUGGGCGACGUACUUCCAGAAGAUUUCAUGGAACAAGGAGAACUGCUGACCAAGCGCAAGGUCAUCAGAUUCAUAUCUAAGAUCUGGCCACACGGCAUCAUCCCCUACAAGUUUGAGACCGGUGGACGCCGUUUCACAAAGAGCAAGUCGACCAAGUACGUCCAGAUAGCGAUGAAGCACUGGCAGCGAUAUACUUGUCUGGAAUUCAUAGACAUCCACAAACAGAGACAGCGAUAUGCGUCACUGAGGAAAGUUCUGAAGCACGAUCACUACCUGUCUUUUGGAACUGGACAAGGGUGCGCAUCAAUGGUUGGUUAUACUCGAAAACACGCUCAACCCAUUUAUCUAAGAGAACCAGGCUGUACAAUGCCGGGUAUCGUGGUACACGAGAUCGGCCACGCUAUCGGGUUCUAUCACGAGCAGUGCCGAGAGGACCGGGACAACUUCGUUAACAUAAACAUGGAACUUGUACAGGAGCCAGGCCGGAAAAACUUCGCUAAAGUCGUCACUCACACCGAAAUAGCGCCGUACGACUUGGCGUCUACGAUGCAUUAUGGAUCGAAGUACUUUAGUAAAAACGGUGGCAGUACCAUCAAAGCGCGAGAUUCUAACCUCAACUUCCUACUUGGACGCCGGAUCGGACUGAGCUUCUACGAUGUCAUAGCGGCAAACAACGCGUACAAAUGCUCAGGGAAAUGCAACAGAAAAACGGCCCCAAAAUGUGAGAAUGGGGGUAUGUGGUAUAAAGCCUGUGAGUGUUUAUGUCCAGAAGGGCUGGCCGGUGACCGUUGUGAGCAGAUUGAUCACUCCUGGACUAUCAGCGGUUGUGGAGGCAUAGUUCAAAUCUCCUCCGACAAUGAAGUGAUAAGUUCUCCGAACUUUCCCGGGUCUUAUGGAAAAGCGAAAUGCGUGUGGCUGAUCAAGUCCCCAGCCGACACUCAGAUUAAAACAGCCGUCACAGUUAAGAACAUCCCAAGAUCAUCGAGGAGACAGGAGUGCCACCAUUGGUUAGAGGUCCGCUACAAUCUGAUUGGUCAAAACGGUCCAAGAUUGUGCGGUGCCAACGGUUUUAAGGAAUUUCCUUUAUCCUCUGACAACCUGGUCCUGCUGCGCUUUGAUGGUUCCAAAGGACAUGUCAAAACGUCGAGAGGCUUCCAGGUCAAAGUUCAAGCAAUUAAAGCUUUUAACAUGGGCGACCGUUUGUUCUACUGUGAUUUCGACACAAGUGUGUGUGGAAUGACGUACUCCUCCCCGACGUCAGAUCUCCAAUGGCGACGGGAAAACUGGGUGGUCCUUGGACCCUACAAGGAUCAUACUUCCGGGAAAGGCACGUUCCUCGUUGAGGCAGACAAAGCUAAGAAAAACGGAUCAGUAGCUCAGAUGACGAGUCCCGACUUCCAGGUCAGUAGCACCGCCUGCUUGCGGUUCUGGUACUUUGCAUACGGCUAUCAUCUUGGGCAAUUCCGGAUUUACACUUUGACUGAGGACAAAGAUAAGAAGGUCGUAUGGACGCUAGACACGAAUCCGAAGACUCGCUCCUGGAAACGUGCACAAGUUGAAUUACAAAGUCAAGGAAUGCUCAAGUUGAUUAUGGAGGUGACAGCGAGUGCUAAAUGGGGAAACUAUGCAGUAGAUGACAUGGAAGUCACCAUAGGAACGUGUUAGGUCAAACAUGUGUUUGUCUACAGGGAAAUCACCAUGGCAACGUGUUAGGUCAAACAUGUAUUUGUCUACAGGGAAAUCACCAUAGGAACGUGUUAGGUCAAACAUGUUUUUGUCUACAGGGAAAUCACCAUGGCAACGUGUUAGGUCAAACACGUGUUUUUCUACAAGGAAAUCACCAUAGGAACGAAUUCGGUCAAACACGUGUUUGUCUACAAGGAAAUCACCAUGGAAACGUGUUUGUCUACAAGAUAAUCACCAUGGAAACGUGUUUGUCUACAAGAUAAUCACCAUGAGAACAUGCAAGGUCAAACACGAGUAAACACCCCGUGGGAACGUGUUAAUGCUUAAACAAUCUUUCUGUGAUAUAUUUAAAAAAUACUGACAGAGAAUAUAUUUUCUACAUAUUUAUUUAUUUUCAAAUUAACCUAUUUUUACUUGUUAAAGUGGUGAGAAAUACAAUUUUGA
Messenger RNA from Mizuhopecten yessoensis (Yesso scallop), 2613 nucleotides. Its product is annotated as blastula protease 10-like. The transcript is spliced from 15 exons. The coding region runs from base 301 to 2148 and encodes 615 amino acids. The record is from RefSeq and is a predicted model, not a curated record. Gene Ontology annotation, biological process: proteolysis. Gene Ontology annotation, molecular function: metalloendopeptidase activity; zinc ion binding. NCBI's taxonomy places the organism in Eukaryota, Metazoa, Mollusca, Bivalvia, Pectinida, Pectinidae. Gene Ontology annotation, cellular component: membrane.